Solanum stenotomum is the source of this 706-nucleotide messenger RNA. Its product is annotated as CEN-like protein 1. The coding region runs from base 86 to 613 and encodes 175 amino acids. The transcript has 4 exons. Lineage: Eukaryota; Viridiplantae; Streptophyta; Magnoliopsida; Solanales; Solanaceae. The record is from RefSeq and is a predicted model, not a curated record. Gene Ontology annotation, biological process: vegetative to reproductive phase transition of meristem; flower development.
UUGCAACAUUACCAAAUCAUUCACCACUUAUAUUUAAUUUCUUCAUCACUCAACAUACAACAUUUUCAAAAAAAGGAAAACAAAAAUGUCUUCUAGAGGUACUUGUGAACCACUUGCAGUAGGGAGAGUAAUAGGUGAAGUAGUAGACAGUUUUAGUCCAAGUGUGAAAAUGAAAGUUAUAUACAAUGGGAGCAAACAAGUUUCUAAUGGCCAUGAGAUCAUGCCUGCUGUUGUUGCAACUCAACCUCAUGUCGAAAUUGGUGGUGAAGACAUGAGAUCUGCUUAUACACUCAUCAUGACGGACCCUGAUGCUCCAAGUCCUAGUGAUCCAUACUUGAGGGAACAUCUCCAUUGGAUUGUGACAGACAUUCCUGGUACAACUGACAUCUCAUUUGGAAGGGAGAUAGUGUGCUACGAGACACCAAAGCCGGUAAUUGGGAUACAUCGUUAUGUAUUUUUGUUGUAUAAACAAAGAGGAAGGCAAACAGUGAAAGCACCAACAACAAGGGAUCAAUUCAAUACAAGGAGUUUUUCGGCGGAAAAUGGAUUGGGAUCCCCUGUUGCUGCUGUUUAUUUCAAUGCCCAGAGAGAAACUGCAGCUAGAAGAAGAUGAAUUUCACACACACACACACAAAAUAAGCUAAAUGCACUUUGCAUAGUGAAACCACAGUACAGACAAAAGUAUUACUAUUAGUACAACGUCACC